Carassius carassius (crucian carp) is the source of this 696-nucleotide messenger RNA. RefSeq names its product C-C motif chemokine 19-like. The record is from RefSeq and is a predicted model, not a curated record. NCBI's taxonomy places the organism in Eukaryota, Metazoa, Chordata, Actinopteri, Cypriniformes, Cyprinidae. Gene Ontology annotation, molecular function: chemokine activity; CCR chemokine receptor binding. Gene Ontology annotation, biological process: monocyte chemotaxis; positive regulation of GTPase activity; chemokine-mediated signaling pathway. Gene Ontology annotation, cellular component: extracellular region. The transcript is spliced from 4 exons. Bases 119 to 466 code for a protein of 115 amino acids.
CAGGGGAGUGAUGGAGCAGUGAGAGGAGAGUGUUAGAGAAGAGCCAAAGAUCCUCCAGCUGCUUCAGCAGGACAGACGAGACACUUGUUCCUCCAUCUCAUCUUCUGUGGCGGUUACCAUGGCUUCAGCCCUUGCAUCUGCGCUGAGUGUGAUUCUCUGUGCGUUGGCACUCAUUCUCUACAGCAGUCCGGCGGACGCUCAGGCAGACUGUUGCCUUACGGUUAGCCACAAACCCAUCCCUAAACGUGUCCUCCUCACUCACUGGAAGCAGUUCAGAGUUGACGGCUGCCCCCUAGAUGCUGUUGUAUUCGUAACAAGGAAAGGUUUGAAUCUGUGUGCCCCACCUGCAACAGAAGAGCACUGGGUAAAAGAGACGAUCACGUUUCUGGACACUAGGCUCAAGAAGUGCAAAGAAGAAAAAUUUCAUGAUAAACGCUGUGACGCCCUGAAGAAGUUGUAUUCUUGAGUGAACACAUACACAUACACUUUUAAUGGCAGCUGAUAGAGUCGUUGUGACAUAGCUCACUUCAGUUUCUGUAACACAUUUCGGUUCUUCCUCUUUCAGCAUUUUCAACCUAAAUUAUCAAACCAUUUCAAGUUUUAGCUGCUGUUGUGUGAACAUAUUACUCUUUUUUUAUUACUAUUUUGAUAAUCAUCUUGUUGCGUUUUUAAAGCAAAUAAAUUGGUUGACAAAAA